Molecule: messenger RNA, 998 nt
Organism: Malania oleifera
Lineage: Eukaryota; Viridiplantae; Streptophyta; Magnoliopsida; Santalales; Ximeniaceae
Product: RING-H2 finger protein ATL40-like
Exons: 1
Coding region: 172-693 (173 amino acids)
Source: RefSeq, a predicted model, not a curated record
UAUUUUCUUUUUUGGCUCAAAGGUCCACCACACCAUACAUGCAUUUUAUUUUCAAAUUCAGAAUCAAAGUGGAACAAGAAAACAGAGCUCUCUCCGCUUCUCUCAUUCAAACAGAACAGGAACUGCAGCCUGCAGGGGCCUUCACCUUGUUCAUUCACUCUCCCUGCAGCCAUGAGUUUUGAUGCGAACAAAUUUGGCUCCAGCCACAAAAUCUUCAUUGCUGCAAUUAUCAUUUUAUGUCUCAUUGUGAUACUUGUGAGCAUAUUUCAUCUCUAUAUUAAGUUUCUUCUUAGAUGUCGACAGAGAAGGCACCAUGCAUCAUCGUUGUACCCGCUAGACAUUGAGGCUGCACAAUCUGAAUUGGGCUUGAGUGAGGGAACCAGCACCGGGCUGGACCGAUUGGUCAUGGACUCGCUGCCAGUGUUCAUCUAUGGUAUGAGUCACGAGCUUGAUCGGGAUGAAGGUACUGAGUGCCCGGUCUGCUUGGGCGCAAUUGUGGAAGGAGCCAAGGUUAGGCUCCUGCCAAGUUGCAAGCACUUGUUCCAUGUAGAGUGCAUUGAUAUGUGGCUGAGUUCUCAAACAACAUGCCCCAUAUGUCGCACCCCGGUCCAGCCAAAGUCGGGUGAUUUGGGAGCUGGGGUUGAGCCAACAGCCCCACCGCUCGAGGAAAGGAGACCAGAUGAUGCUGCAUAAUUGGUUAAGGUUGGUGAAUCUCAGGCUCAACAUCAAGCUCUUCUCUGUGGCUACCUAGUGAUAGUGGGUCAAGGUUGUUGUUAGGUGCAGAACAUUUGCUGGUGGCAGUGAUUAUAGGCAAACAGAUGAUUUUCUUGUUUCUUGUGAUGUAUAGAUUAUUCAAUAUAUAUUUGGAUUGAUCAUGGACUAUCAAUAAGUUUAAAGUUUAUUUUCUUCGAGUCGAUGCUCAGGUGGUUAAUGGGGAUGGACUGUAAAUUCGUUGGUAAUAUAUCUAUUAUGGCAGUCGGAUCAUUAUUAGUUUCCAA